AAAUCAUUUCAGCCUCGGCCUCCCCAAUCGCCUCCGUCUCUAUUCUCGUUCUCAACUCUGAACUUGCCCUCUCUAUGUCCCUGCAACUGCAAACUACAAAAUCUACAAGAAUCAAACCCAUAUAUUUCAGUUUAUCUAUCUGUAUACAAGAAUCAAAAUUUCAAAACCUAUUACCUAUAUCAAAACCCAUAUCGGCAUAUCAUUUCAGAUUGUUCAAAAAAUCAACACCCAUAUCCUUCAGUUUCCAUCGCCCACUGUUCCAGUUCGAGUUCGCCGUUCGCAAUCUUCAGCCGUUGGCCCACUAUCUCUCAACCCUCAAGCCCCUCUCUCUGCACUACUUAAAUCUCUGCAAUGAAUAUAUAUAUAUAUUUUGACUACGUGCUCAAACCCUAAUCUCUCUCUUGACUACAAACAUUCCUCAUAUCAGGUCCAUAUGUUGUUCCGCCUCAGCUCAACCUUUGCCCAUGAUCUUUCAUCUUUACACCCUAGGCAUAGCAUACAAUUUUAGCCGUCAUCGAAUUAGCAACUGAUUGAAACACCGAAUUCAACGGUAAAACCACGAUUUUCAGCGACGUACCUCUCCAUUUAGCGCAUCAGAAGGUUCCAUUCUACCCAUGGGUUUAGAUCUGGUCAUUGGUUGAUUCGUCUUUUGAUUUAGGGAUUUUAUAGUUUUGGUUAUAUUGCAUUUCGCAGAGGGUUUUUGCCUCUGAUUCGCACUUCUCUUCGUGGUUGCUUUUGUUUGAUCUUGGAGAUUUCGGCCAAACCUCGUUGUAGGGUAAGCUUCGCCGACCCAAAUUCAAAUAGACAAAGGAGCAAUUACAAGUUAUGUUGGAGCUUUCGGCCAAAUUGCGUUGUAGGGUAAGCUUCGCCGGCCCAAAUUUGAAGAGACAAAGGAGCAAUUAUGAGUUACCGGUUGUGAGGGAAAGGAAGAGGACAUUGUUGUUGCUCAUGAUCUCUAGGAAGAAGAGAAAAACUGAGGGGAAAGGAAGAAAAAAGGAUCUAGACUAUAGGCAUUUCAUAUCAUCAUCUUCAACUUGUCAUCUAAUUAUGUGUAUCUUCUCACCAAGAAACAAAGAUGCCAUUUAUCAAAGGAGAUCCUCUAGCUGUUCGUUGAUGCUAGAUUCGGUUGUUGACUGAGCACAAUGAAUAGAAAUUAUGGUAUUAACUUUUAGCAUAGUUCUUACAUAUAUAUAUGCUAUUUUUUCCAACAUAUAAAAUUGUCAUGAGGCAUUUUUCACUCCUCACCUGUUUCCAUAUAAAAUCAUUAAAUCUGAAAAUAAUCUAUCGGUGGUGGUCCUGAUGGAGCACGAUAUCUUACCUUUUUGAAUCUAUUGACAUACUUAUAUGUUUAAAUGUAGUUCUAGAUAUGAAUUAUUGCAUUAGCAUGCUAUAUAGCACGUCUGUAUCUAGGAUUGUCCUUAAGGGUAAGAAUUUGUAUUUUCAAGAGAUUUAUUUAUUCCUUAUUACUUAAUAACAAAAUAUUAGGAGCAUGAGAUUAUGAGUUAAAUGAACAAACUAUAACCAAGAACUGAAGCUUCCCUUCAUCUAGAACAAGUGGCAAAUUAGGAACUUGUAACCAAAUGUAGUACAAAAACUUAAUUCUAGAACUUGUCACCAAAUGUAGGAACUUGUCACCAAAUCUAGGCUAAUUUUUAGUCAAUUGACAAUAUUUUCCUGAAAAAAGAUUUCUUUCUCUUGAAAAUAGUCUCAUGAAUCCUAGUCAAAAUCUUAAUGGUUGAGUGGUCACUUGGAAUCCAAGUAUCAGCUGUCUUUAAUUCUAGAUUUUAUUAUUCUUCAACAAAGAUUUUGAAUGAAAUUAAUGAUCCCAACUUUUCUUGGAUUUCUUUAAAUGUUAACUGAUAAGAGAUAUGAGAGAUAGCUAAUAUGGUCCCAAAUUGAAGAUUUUAUACUAAAUUACUAGAAUUACCAAUAUGCUUAGUCCAAUGCAUCAAGGCAAGGAUGGUUCAAAAAAGUCAGAGACUUGUACAUAAAAAAAGAGAUAGGAUUAUUCUCAGCCUCCCAACCCUAUCAAAAAUGCAUCUUUCAGGCCCCAUCCAUGUGUAAUUAAGCAAAUGGUUUGAAGUCUCUAUUGUGUAAACAUUCUUCUGUUUCUUCUUUUUUUUUUUUUUACCACCACCAUCCAUGCCUUUUUGAGAUGGCCAUAGAGAAAUUCCCUCUCUCAUCCGUGUAUAAUGCUUACUUUGUUUGGUUUAAUUUUGGCAACUUUACAACUUGCUUUACAUUCUCUUACUACAACUAUUACAUU
This is a messenger RNA of Cornus florida, 2266 nucleotides long. RefSeq lists its product as uncharacterized. The transcript has 4 exons. NCBI's taxonomy places the organism in Eukaryota, Viridiplantae, Streptophyta, Magnoliopsida, Cornales, Cornaceae. The record is from RefSeq and is a predicted model, not a curated record. The coding region runs from base 826 to 1137 and encodes 103 amino acids.